AUGCAAAUUGUACCCCCCAGAUUCCCGCCACCAACUGAACUAUCAGUAGAUGCCCCUCGUCUUUUCACAUCUACAAACAGAGAUCACCAAGAUGUCUCGUCAUCCUCGAUGCCUACAGAGAUUGUAUACCAAAUUCUCACCUACCAGUUCAAUGAUUUCAUGAAUAAUGACCAUCCAGGGACUUCUGAAAAGUUUAACGAGAAUUUAAGAAUAUUUCUAAGAAGUAACCUCACCGUGAACAAAGCCUUCUAUCACAUUUGCAAAGUGCUAAUCUACAAAUACUGCAAUUUUACCACAGCCAAACGAUUCCAUCAUCUUUUAAAAACCAUCGAGACUCACAAGGAGGUGAGAAACAUCAUUCAAGUGGCUGAUUUUGAAGAAUUGACCUCCAUUGGGUUGGGUAGAACAGGUGAGAUGAAUAAGAUGAUUAAAAAUUUAACUAAUGAAACCCUUUUGAAAUUCUUGCAAUUGACAAGGGCAAAUUUAAGAGAGUUCCUGGCAUGUGAACAGAUUCAAGAUGAUUUGGAUGACAAGAUUAUAUAUUUCCUUCUUAAACCGGGGAAAAAUUUAAGUGUCCUAGACUUCUGUGGAUGCUCUGGUCCAUCCUUCACGACAAGUCUUAUCGAUGCUCUGGAACGAUUAUAUCCACGGGCGGAGAAUAGCAAUGAAGAAGAAGAUAGAGAAGAGGGAGAAGAAGUAGAUCCAAAUCAAAUACAACCAUUAGAAUUUAAUUAUCAAAUUACAUGUCUUGGAUUGAAUGAUUGUACAGAUUUACCCUCUUUUGUCGUUGGAAGAGUAUUACAGAUGUUACCAGAAUUACAAAAAUUAGAUUUAUCCCAUACUUCCAUUGAUGAUGAAGUGUUAUUGCAUAAAAUACCACAUUUGAAAAACCUUACUCAUUUUUCCCUCGCCUCAUGUCUUCAAUUAUCACCAAGAUCAAUAUUGGAAUUUUUUAGUAAUCAUCCAUGUGUCACUGAUGAAAACAAUUCCACCACUUUAGAAUGGUUGAAUUUAAAUUGCAUCUCGAAUCAUUCCACUGUUUGGAAUGACGUACAUACAAUGUUCCUCUUAAAGAAAUUAUGUCAACAUGGUCAUAAUAAGACAUUACAGUAUUUAAAUAUUGGUGGAUUACCAUUACAUCAGGCAUCAUUUAUCAAAUCAUUCAAAAGCAAAGUAAAUGUACAAAAAUAUUACCCAUGUCAAGAUACAUUACAAUUUAUAAAGAUAAAUUUCCCACAUUUGAAAAGUUUAAGCAUUAGAGGUAAUAACGUUUCCAUUUCAAAAUUAGUAGAAUUCCUUUCCCCCAAUGAAUAUGAAGAAGUAAGUGAAGUGACAGGAUUGGAAGAACAACAUUUGAAAUUCUUAAAUAUCUCAAAUAAUCCACAAAUAAACAAAUGGACCAUCCAGGAUCCAACUUUAUUUACAUGUUCCUCAUCACUAAUGGCAUACGAAAUCUCAUUUGAUGCAUGGCAACAAAUUGAAAAAUCAAAUCCGAAUCAUGAAAUUAUAGCAAUGAAAUAUCAUACAGAUUUCAAUUCUCGUUCUUCCAUGUUGAGAGAUUCUCAAAAAGCUGAACCAGUGAAAUGGCAAUGUUAUAUCGAUUCGUCCUAUGGAAGAAGGUAUUGGAUUUACAAGACUGACAAAUAUUUAAACCGUGCCGAUUUAUUCCAAAUGUCAAAUAUGAUUAAAUAUGACUCUGAUGGACACAAGAUUAUUGAAAUUGUUAAACAACCAGAUUUUUUGAAAUUUGCACAGGCAAAGAUUAUGUUAGGUUGCGGUAUCGUUUCACAAAGCAAUAUUAGAAGAAACUUGUCAUAUCGAGACUUUAAACCUCCUAUAUCACAAUUCUUGACUAGAAAUGGUGGAAUAACUUUUGGAGAUACACCACAACCAAUUAUCACUCCAAGACUACCACCUGGUGGGUGGAGGAUUAUUCAUGAUGAUAGCGAAGAUAUAGAGUAUGAAAGCGACGCACGUACAAUAACUCCACAAAUCUCAAAUACACUGCAUUCCAUUAACGAAGAAAGUACAGCUACUAUUCCCUCGGGAAAUGAUGAUACUAUAAUUGUAGAAAAUGAAGCAGAAGAUGAUAUCGAUGUCGAUUUAAGAAAUGGGUUGUAUUGGGAUAGAUCCAUUCAAAAUUUACAAUCUCUGUCCAUCCAGGGACCACCUCAGGAAAAUGAUGAUGAAUAUCUGAACAACCCGGAACUGCAAAGAAGAAGAUCACAAUUAAGUCUGUUAAGGUCCCGUUCCAUGACAAAUUCCCGCUCCAAAUUAUGGCCGCCACCACAUAACAACAGUGAAAAUAAUAUUUUGGGCAUUAUGAGACCACCACUUUCUAAUACAUCUUCUACUGUGAGUAUCAUGACAAAGAAGUUGAAGAGACAGCAGAAAUUGAAAACAGAUUAUUAUUACGAUCAUCCAGAAGAAUACAUCUACAACAGGAACGAUCCGGUGAUGACAGAAAGAUACAGAAUCCAUUUCGAGCUAGUGAAUGAAUUUAAAGUCUUUGGGAACAUUGAGCGUGGAAUGUAUAGAUAUUACAGCUUGAAGACAUAG
This is a messenger RNA of Naumovozyma castellii, 2559 nucleotides long. RefSeq names its product Lug1p (gene LUG1). The coding region runs from base 1 to 2559 and encodes 852 amino acids. The record is from RefSeq and is a predicted model, not a curated record. NCBI's taxonomy places the organism in Eukaryota, Fungi, Ascomycota, Saccharomycetes, Saccharomycetales, Saccharomycetaceae. The transcript has a single exon.